CAGCCUCACUCUCGACCUUUGCGCGCGCUCAGAUGGAUCCUUUCGAAGUUCGGAUGCUUUUUUUGGAGCUCCUGAGAAAACUUAACGCUUCUCAGCAGUCAAUAUCUAAAGUUCGGAACUUCGCUAUGAAAUAUUUCUCAUCGUGCGGCGAAGAUCUAUGGGACUGUAUUGUGGAGCAAUGCGAAAGGGGCACCAUUAACUCCCGAAUCAACAUCCUGCAUUUCCUCGAUUCCCUCUCCGAAACAUGUCUGCUUGUCAAGUCGCAUUCCAAUCUGACCGGUUCUAUGCCCGGGAAUAAUCUCUAUAUGGACUAUCUCAGUCGAGAUAUAAGCAAGAUCGUGGAAUGCGUUGUGCCUGUCGGACGCGAGGGGUUGCCCAAUCUUACGAGUGCGAAGCAGAUCCUCGAAAACUGGCGAAACAAGAGGAUUGUCGAUCCCCAAACAGUGGAUGACGUUCUUAAUAUGCUUGACCAGCGACCUCCACCAUCAGAGCAUCGCAAAUCGUCUCAUUCCUCUCUCGACGACACGGAAAAAUUCAGGCGUAUAGAGGAGGAUCGGGAACGGCACAAGCGUCUUCGAGAGCGACGGUGGGUGCAACCGGUGUCACAUCGCUCCGCUGCACAAAUUGGUCUGUUGUCAUUCCUGCCCCUGUCGAGCGAGAAUGACGAGGAUGUGUUGGCUGUGGACGUCGAGUUUGAAAACGAUUGGGAAACCACGAGUGAUUGGAACGAAGAUGACGACGAAGCCGCCGCAGACGAGAGCGAACUGUGUUUUCCAGCAGAGGGCGAGGGCCCGAUGGACCUUUCUUAGCUUAUGCGCAUUGUACAACGAUCAUUCUAUCUGUAUCUCUACAUCACAUCCACUCGUAUCCGGGGUUUCCUACAAUGUGUUUGCCCUGCUUUGACACGCUAUGAGAUCACAGCCACCGAAUCGGUGACAUCUUGCUCUCCGACACCCAUUGACACCCAGAGUCCACCACCAGUUUCCGAUCGCUCAAAUGUCUCGGCCAAUGAACGACGAUGAAGUCCUCAACGAGAUGAACAAGAUGGUCGCGUUCAUUCGUCAGGAAGCCAUGGAAAAGGCUCGUGAGAUUCGAGUGAAGGCUGAUGAGGAAUUUGCAAUUGAGAAGGCCAAGCUGGUCAAGCAAGAGCAGCAGGCUAUUGACACCCAAUAUGAGAAGAAACGCAAGGAUGCAGAGGUCGCCCAGAAGAUUGCACAAUCCACACUGACAAACCGCUCCCGUCUCAAGCUCUUGCAGCAGCGCGAAGAGCAUCUGCAGGAUCUCUUAUCUGGUGCUAGGGAUGCCGUCGCAGCUCUCGCCAAGGACAACUCUCGCUACGUGCAAUUCCUGGAAGGCGAUAUCGUCCAGAGCUUCCUCCGAGUCUACGAACCGGCUGCCACUGUCCACGUCCGUCGAGGCGAUGUGGAUAUUGGUGAACAGGCCGCGGCCGCUGCUGCCAAGACCUACACCGAACUGAGUGGACGUGAGAUCAAGUAUACGGUCGAGGGUAGCUUGGCGGACGAUAGCGCCGGUGGUGUCAAGGUCGUCAGUGGUUCCAAGCGUAUCACACUCGACAACACACUGGACGAGCGUCUGCGGCUGCUGGAGGACCGGAUGCUCCCGGAGAUCCGUCAUGACCUCUUCGGUGCCAACCCUAACCGUAAAUUCUACACAUAAACUGUAUGCGUGAUCGCCCACAAAUGCUCGAAUCACGGACAGCUUGCCCGCUCAUACCUUCACCCACAUUAUUUACCGCGUAGAGAAGUAAUACAUGCCUGUCCCAAUAACCUCGCGUGUGAUAAUCAAUGUGCAAUCUUUG
This is a messenger RNA of Mycena citricolor, 1819 nucleotides long. The record is from the annotation of a GenBank genome assembly. NCBI's taxonomy places the organism in Eukaryota, Fungi, Basidiomycota, Agaricomycetes, Agaricales, Mycenaceae.